AAGGAGUUAGUGAUUGUGGGGAAGAGAUUGGCAGCUGUCAGUCUCCGCCUUUCGCACUGAUUGGCCAUUCGAACAUUUAAACCUUAGACCCAUAAACCGCCCAAAUCACUCCAAUGGUCUCAUCAACAUGUUUUAUUCGGUUCUCGUCGGUUUGGUUGUUUCUUGUUUAAUUUUUCUGUACUUUAGUUUCCCAUAUUUUAUUCAGGAUUUUAUUUACGCACUCAAAAUCUUUAACGUCGGGAGGCUGGUGAGUCAAUUCGGCCGCAAAACUCCCUGUUACACGAUUCUGGAACGUUUUGAGGACGCCGUGAGAAAACACCCGGAGAAGCGCUUCAUCGUGUUUGAGGGAGAGAGUUAUUCUUACCGUGAUGGUGACAGGAUCAGUAACCGAGUGGCAAACGCGCUUCGGCAGCGCGCGCAGGUGCGUCCAGGUCAGAUCGUCGCGCUCUUUCACGGGAACGCGCCCCUGUUCGUGUGGACGUGGCUCGCGCUCGCCAAACUGGGCUGCAAGGUCGCGCUCCUGAACACGAACAUCAGGAGCAGAUCUCUGCUGCACUGCUGCACCUGCUGCUGCGCCACAGUCCUCCUCACUGAUGCAGAUUUGGCGCCGGCGGUUGCUGAAGUUCUGCCGUCUCUCCGUGAGCAGGACGUGUCUGUGUUCGUGCUGUCAGAUGCCUGUGAGACGGACGGCAUCGUGAAUCUGUCUGCAGAAGUGAGUGCCGCGUCCGAAGAGACUCCGCCCCUCAGCCUGAGACGUGACAUCAGCAUCAAGAGCCCCGCUCUCUACAUCUACACCUCCGGCACCACAGGUUUUCCUAAAGCUGCGGUGAUCAGCCACCAGAGAGUAUGGAUAAUGUCGUUUAUGCAGCGCCUGACCGGCGUGACCUCCAGCGACAUCAUCUACACCUACCUGCCUCUGUACCACAGCGCCGGCUUCCUCGUCGGCCUCACAGGGGCCAUAGAGCGCGGGAUCACAUUGGUGCUGAGGAGGAAGUUUUCAGCUUCCCAGUUUUGGGAUGACUGUCGGGAACACAAGGUAACGGUCAUCCAGUACAUCGGAGAGGUCAUGCGGUACCUGUGCAACACACCCCAGAGAGACGGUGAGCAAGAUCACAGCGUGCGUCUGGCACUGGGGAACGGGAUCAGAGCCGACUCAUGGGAGGAAUUCCUGCGGCGCUUCGGAAACGUGCGCAUCUGCGAGGGCUACGGAGCGACUGAGGGAAACAUCGGAUUCAUCAAUUAUACUGGGAAAAUCGGUUCCAUCGGGAGAGUGACUGCGGUCCACAAGAUGCUCAUUCCUUAUGCCUUUAUUAAGUUUGAUCCGGAGACGGAGGAGCCGGUGCGAGACGCUGCCGGACUGUGUGUCGAAGUCGCUCCAGGGGAAACUGGGCUGCUAGUGGCAAAGAUCAGUAAAAUUGCUCCGUUUAAUGGCUAUACUAAAAACCCUGCGCAAACAGAGAAGAAGAAGCUGAGGGACGUGUUUAAGAAGGGAGAUCUGUACUUCAACACUGGAGAUCUCAUCCUCGCCGACCACGAUGGCUUUUUGUACUUCCAGGAUCGGAUUGGAGACACGUUCAGGUGGAAAGGAGAAAAUGUGGCAACAACUGAGGUGUCUGAAAUUUUGGUCAUGCUGGAUUUCAUUGAAGCCGCAAACGUCUACGGUGUUCGAGUACCAGGUCACGAGGGGCGUGCUGGAAUGGCGGCUCUCAAGCUCACAGACGGGAUGGAGUUUGAUGCUUCUGCCACAUACGAUCACAUGAAGAACUUCCUGCCGGCGUACGCCAGACCGUGCUUCAUCAGAAUACAGAACCAGCUGGACAUGACGGGAACCUUCAAACAGGUCAAAGGUCAGCUGGUGCAGGACGGAUUCGACCCAAACGUCGUCCGCGAUAAACUCUUCUUCCUGGACGUCUCCAAGCAAACGCUCGUGCCCAUGACGGAGGAGAUAUUCAGCUCCAUCAGUGAAGGACACUUGAGACUGUGACAAACACUUGGAUUUAUUCAGAAUCAAACCAUGAAGUGAUCUGACAGAGAAGAUGAUUUUAAUCCAUCAUGAACCGACUGUAUGUACAUCUGGAGUCUGAACACAUCUGUGACUCAAAGGAAAUGUCAUAUUACUGAAACCUAAUACUAGGUCAAAAUAUUUUGUAAAAAUAAAUAAGUAAAUGGUACAAUAAUAGUAAUAAUCUUUAGACCGUAAUAAUUUUGCAUUAUUGUAAAUGAAUGUAUUAUAAAUAACUUCACAUGUAAGCAUAAUUUGUCACAUCAGAGAUUCCCAAACAUUUUUGUCCCUCUGAGAUUCAAUAUUUUAAUAAUUUAACAACACAUUCACAUGACGUAGGUCACAUGAAUAAGGAAGCCUGUUUCUGCCAUGGAAUAAAAAAUAAUAAAGGGAAUUGUGACUUUUAGCUCACAAUAACAACAAAAAAAAAGUCAGAAUUGCGAGAUAAAAUGUUGCAAUUACCUUUUUUUAUGUUUUAUUCCGUGGCAGAAACAGGCUUCCAUAGAUGACACGCAGAUAAAGAAAUAUAUAUUUUUAUCUUUUUAUUUUAAAAUGAUUUAAUUUUUAUUCACGCCAUGUCAUAAUUACCAAAAGUAUGAGAUUACGACUUGAAAAAGCAUUUACAUCCUUGUAGAACUCGUAAUUACUCGUAAAAAACUUGUAAACUGGGAAUUUUCUGAGCUCCCAGUUGUGUCAUGUGACAGCUGCAGAUUAAUUUUGGUGUCGAUAGUGUUGCCAUAGAAAAGCAUAAUUCUGAGUCUGAGGAUGUGAACGCAGCUUAAUUUUUAGCUUUGCGUCGACUCACAAACUCCAGUUUGAGAUACUGAAAACAAAUCCAUUUUUGUCCAUCGUUUUUAGGACGAUGACAAACAGAAAUUCAGUCAGUGUGUCCAAACUUUUAGCAUUAAAUAUGAGUGUUUUCAAGUAAAUGUGUUUUUAUUAAUCAAUACUGAGAGACAUUGAUCAUAUGAUGCUUUCUGUAAUAAUAAAGGAACAGAACGAA
Molecule: messenger RNA, 3005 nt
Organism: Ctenopharyngodon idella (grass carp)
Lineage: Eukaryota; Metazoa; Chordata; Actinopteri; Cypriniformes; Xenocyprididae
Product: long-chain fatty acid transport protein 2-like
Exons: 10
Coding region: 128-1984 (618 amino acids)
Molecular function (GO): long-chain fatty acid transmembrane transporter activity; long-chain fatty acid-CoA ligase activity
Source: RefSeq, a predicted model, not a curated record